Messenger RNA from Cynocephalus volans (Philippine flying lemur), 2582 nucleotides. It is a transcript of the gene MAP2K5, whose product is annotated as mitogen-activated protein kinase kinase 5. The record is from RefSeq and is a predicted model, not a curated record. Bases 732 to 2138 code for a protein of 468 amino acids. Gene Ontology annotation, biological process: protein phosphorylation; MAPK cascade. Gene Ontology annotation, molecular function: protein binding; ATP binding; MAP kinase kinase activity. Lineage: Eukaryota; Metazoa; Chordata; Mammalia; Dermoptera; Cynocephalidae. The transcript is spliced from 23 exons.
GGGAGGCGGGUCCAGCUCCUCGGCCCCCCGGGUUCCGGCGGCGCGCGUUUUGGUUCCGGAGUAACAGUUCCCUCGCCGCCGCCUUCCUCCUCCUCUCUCCGCCGCCGCUGCUGCCACUGCGGCCGCCACCAGGACGCGGGGCCUCGGGCGGCCGGGGCUGAGCCCUCGCGCAUCGUGCCCUCUAGCUCCGGGUGGGGCAGAGGACUCGCCCGCGACGCUCUCGCGGAGGACCGCCUCGGCUUUCUCGCGGCCUGGCGGCCCGGGACCUCCUUCCUAAUAGCCCUGGACUGAGUCCCCUCCAGAAGGGGACCCUCCCCUCUUCCACUAAGGAGGGGUGGACACCUGCAGCCGUAUCUCCCCCAAACCGGGCCCUUGCUCUGUCGUCUCCUCACACCCACACAGAAGGCAGAGAGCUUCACGAUCCCGUUUGCCCUCUUUCCAACUCCAGAACCUUCCGAACUCCGCUAGUUCUUACUAAUCCCUGCCCCCUCCCCGGUGCACCCUCACAAGGGAGACACCCUCACACCCCAUACAGCCUGGGCCUGGCUCGCUGCCUGUGGGCCCCUUGCUGGUCACCUCUCCUCUCUUUCUACCCCCUCACCCUCCACUCGCCUGUUUUCAUUCUCUGUCCUCUGCCCCUCACUGCUUGUCACCCCCUGGAGCCCAGCCCCCACCUAACUAGGGUCCAGUGGGUACCGCCUGCAUCAGGAUGUGAGCCCUUUUAACCUGUAAUGCUGUGGCUGGCCCUUGGCCCCUUCCAUGCCAUGGAGAACCAGGUGCUGGUGAUUCGCAUCAAGAUUCCCAAUAGUGGCGCGGUGGACUGGACAGUGCACUCCGGGCCUCAGCUACUCUUCAGGGAUGUGCUGGAUGUGAUAGGCCAGGUUCUGCCUGAAGCAACAACUACAGCAUUUGAAUACGAAGAUGAAGAUGGUGAUCGAAUUACAGUGAGAAGUGAUGAAGAAAUGAAGGCAAUGCUGUCAUAUUAUUAUUCCACAGUAAUGGAACAGCAAGUAAAUGGACAGUUAAUAGAGCCUCUGCAAAUAUUUCCAAGAGCCUGCAAGCCUCCUGGGGAACGGAACAUACAUGGCCUGAAGGUGAAUACCCGGGCUGGACCCUCACAACACAGUAGCCCAGCAGUCGCAGAUUCACUUCCAAGCAAUAGCUUAAAGAAGUCGUCUGCUGAAUUGAAAAAAAUAUUAGCCAAUGGCCAGAUGAAUGAACAAGACAUACGGUAUCGAGACACCCUUGGUCAUGGUAACGGAGGCACAGUCUACAAAGCAUAUCAUGUCCCAAGUGGGAAAAUAUUAGCUGUAAAGGUCAUACUACUAGAUAUUACACUGGAACUUCAGAAGCAAAUUAUGUCUGAAUUGGAAAUUCUUUAUAAGUGUGAUUCGUCAUAUAUCAUAGGAUUUUAUGGAGCGUUUUUUGUAGAAAACAGGAUUUCAAUAUGUACAGAAUUCAUGGAUGGGGGAUCUUUGGAUGUAUAUAGGAAAAUUCCAGAACAUGUCCUUGGAAGGAUUGCAGUAGCAGUUGUUAAAGGCCUUACCUAUUUGUGGAGUUUAAAGAUUUUACACAGAGAUGUGAAGCCCUCCAAUAUGCUAGUAAACACAAGAGGACAGGUCAAGCUGUGUGAUUUUGGAGUUAGCACUCAGCUGGUGAAUUCUAUAGCCAAGACGUAUGUUGGAACAAAUGCUUAUAUGGCACCUGAAAGAAUUUCAGGGGAGCAGUAUGGAAUUCAUUCUGAUGUCUGGAGCUUAGGAAUCUCUUUCAUGGAGCUUGCUCUUGGGAGGUUUCCAUAUCCUCAGAUUCAGAAAAACCAGGGAUCUUUAAUGCCUCUCCAGCUUCUGCAGUGCAUUGUUGAUGAGGAUUCGCCUGUCCUUCCGGUUGGAGAGUUCUCCGAGCCAUUUGUACAUUUCAUCACUCAGUGCAUGCGAAAACAGCCAAAAGAAAGGCCAGCACCUGAGGAAUUGAUGCUGCUGUCCCAGCAAGGUGCCAAGCCUUGGCCGAAGAGCUACUUGGCUGUGACUGGGCUGAGGAAGGGCAGGCAGAAUGGAGUUCUCAGGCCUCGCCCUGAUGGCGCUGUUGGGCUUGCUGGAGCUGCAGGAAGAGGGCCACCCGUUCAUCAUGCAGUUCAAUGACGGAAAUGCCACCGUGGUGUCCAUGUGGGUGUGCAGGACGCUGGAGGAGCGUCGGAGUCAGCAGGGGCCCCCAUGAGGCCUCAGCGGGAUGCUGCAAGCCCAGGACUGCUCACCAAAGGGAAUGGCCCCCUGUUGCCCAUCUCUGCGUUUGCUACCUGCACCAGAAGAGCUUUGCUGGCCCAGGCUUCCCUGCUCCUGCCUUUGAUUCAGCGGCAGAUGGCCUUGCCUAGGGACCUGCAAGGGUGGCCAGCCCCUGAUGGGCAAUCCCUCACCCCCUCCGGUCUGGAAGCACUGACUCCGGCAUUGGGGGAAAGGGGCGGGGCAGUGAGAAUGGAGGCUUUUGUGGCCCCUGCCCCCGUUCUGUUUUCCUAUCAUUUCUGUUUAAAGGGUCAGGCCCUGUCAGCAUCACUGAUGGGAAUAAAAGUAUUACUGCUUUGUGACUGC